UGUGACAUACCUUGCCUUGCAUACCUUUUCUGCCCCUUACGCUCUAACUGCUGAUUACCAUGAAGCGCAGGACCGACGUAGCCUUUCAGGCGCCCAACAAGCGGCCAAAAGUAUUAGAUGAUGAUGAAGACACUUCCAGCGAUGACAGUGAUGCUGGAGAUGAACAUCGUCAAAUUCAGCCCUCCGAUGAAGAAAUACCUGCCGGAGAACUGAGCAGCUUAUCCCGCUUCAAAACAAAAGAUACCUCACAACCGAAACCUGCUCUGACCGCCACGACUUCAAAACAUACCUCCUUCUCAGACUUGGGAGUAUCUAGACCACUGCAGGCCGCCCUCACCUCCAUGUCAAUACGAACGCCAACAGAAGUUCAGGCAGCGUGUAUACCUCCUCUCUUGUCAGGCAGGGACUGUAUCGGAAACGCGAAAACGGGUUCAGGAAAGACCAUCGCAUUCGCCCUACCCAUACUCCAAAAACUUGCUAUAGACCCCUACGGGAUAUUUGCGCUAGUAUUAACACCCACUCGAGAGUUGGCCUUUCAAAUUUCGGAACAGUUUGCAGUGCUUGGAUCUGCGUUGAACAUUCGCACGUCCGUCAUUGUUGGAGGUAUGGAUAUGAUGGCUCAAAGUUUGGAACUUGGGAACCGCCCCCACGUUGUCAUUGCAACACCAGGCCGUCUCGUUGACCAUUUGAACAGCGGAAGCGGGGAAUGGAAUCUGUCACGGGUGAAAUUUUUGGUCUUAGAUGAAGCAGAUCGUCUUCUUACACCAACUUUCGCACCGGAGCUUGCCCAUCUUUUCGGGGUUCUUCCCAAAUCACGGCAGACAUGCUUAUUCACCGCGACCAUGACCGAUUCAAUAGAAAACCUAGCUAAUGCAGAACCGCAACCCGGGAAACAGAAACCAUUCGUACACAGAAUGUCCGAGACUAUUGAGACUGUGGCGACGCUAAAACAGCACUACCUUCUCGUGCCAUCGCACGUUCGAGAAUCCUAUCUGUAUUAUUUGCUAUGCAAUCCGCCGGAGUCAACGUUACAUAUGCGGCGCGCACCACCUGAGCCGGUCAAAAAAAUUGGGAAACCAUCAAAGACCAAACGGGAUAAAAAGAAAUCAACGGAUGAAGAAGAUGUUCCGGAGCAACCGCCUCCAACAAUUAUAUUUUGCAACCGUCCCCGAACAGCAGCCUAUCUGACGCUUGUACUGAAGACUCUAUCAAUACGAAGUACAGCUUUACAUUCGCGGCUGACGCAGCGGGAACGACUCUCAUCACUCUCGUUGUUCCGGUCGUCGGUGGUACCCGUCCUGAUAUCAACGGACGUGGGUAGUCGUGGUCUCGAUAUUGAAGACGUUGCGCUGGUAAUAAAUUGGGACAUGCCCAUGGAGCCGGAGGAAUACACGCACAGAGUUGGUAGAACAGCACGUGCAGGUAAAGGGGGUGUCGCUAUCAGUUUUGUAACGGAACGUGACGAGGACCGAGUAUUGCGGAUAGAGGGUCGAAUCAACACGCAAUUAACCGAGAUGAACGUACCCGAGGCUCGAGUGCUAGAAAAAUUAAAUGCUGUGUCUACCGCCAAACGACUGGCGAAUAUGGAAUUACAUGACUCUGACUUUGGGAAACGCGAAAAAAUACACAAAAUCAAGCAGGGAGAUUCCCGGUCCGAGUCAGGGACCAAUCGUAGGGUAUGAUCGAGCGGAGCGAUACUGCUGCGGUGACGCUGAUAGCCAAGUGCUGAUUAAUUCAGUAAGAGUACUACAUGUAUACCUUUUACCAGGACCGUGUGACUGUCGGGCACAUAAUUGAGUUAUAUAUAGCAGACGGGAUUAGAUAAUCACUGCUUGAUUGGUGUAGACUCGUGCAGGAAUUU
Desarmillaria tabescens is the source of this 1861-nucleotide messenger RNA. Its product is annotated as P-loop containing nucleoside triphosphate hydrolase protein. Lineage: Eukaryota; Fungi; Basidiomycota; Agaricomycetes; Agaricales; Physalacriaceae. Bases 60 to 1682 code for a protein of 540 amino acids. The record is from RefSeq and is a predicted model, not a curated record. The transcript has 7 exons. Gene Ontology annotation, molecular function: RNA helicase activity; nucleic acid binding; ATP binding.